CAGCCAUGGAGUGCAGAGACAAAGCGGCUGCUCCUGCGCGGAAACUCGUCCAAGCUCGGCUGCCGUUCAAACGCUUGAACCCUGUGCCCAAGGAGAAACACGAGGCUGAUUCUGAGGUUAAAAAAGUGAAGAGCUCACAGGGUGGUGAAGAUCCCUCCCUUGAUGCCUCCCUGGACAACCUGGAGAACGACUGCCAGCUGGAUUCUGAUGUGAACUUUUCUCCCAAGCUGAUCAACGGGAAGGGCCCGUUGGACCAUUUUAUAGAGAAGAACACAAAAGCUGCCACAAAUGAACCUGUAAUUAUAAUUGACCUGACAGAGGGCUCCAGCCAGAGACUGAGUGAUGAUGAAGCCCCUGUGAACAGUGAUUCAAAAGCAGCCUCAUCCCUAGCUGUGACUAAUGGCACGUUAGGUACAGAGAGAAACCAGCUGAGUUGCCUGAAUUCCACUCCCAGUAGCCAAAGGGAGGAUUCCAUGGAGACUGAUGAGCCCUGUGAAGCUGCAGAGGAUGAAGGGGAAGGGCAAGGUAGGGCAGGAGGGGUCCAGUCCUGUUCUGAGUUAACAGAGAGUGACAAUGAGGGGAGACCCAAGGGAAGCCAGAGUGAACUGAAGGAUGUCAUCUUUGAGGGGAAGAUGCCCGUGGUCCUCCUGGAGGACAUUAUGACUGCAAAAUCACCUCCAGUGGCUUCUCUGGAUGGAAGCAUCACCUCAGAAAAUGAGACCCUGGAAUCAUCUCAUGAAGGAGACUCUGGACUCACCAACUCCUCACUCAGCUCUCGCUCUCUUAGCUCACCUGAGGUGCAGUCUGCUGCUGGACCCAAGGGGAACACCAGUCCUUUAGCUGCCUCCACGCCCUUCAGGAAGGUGUCUCAGAAAUGUCCCAGAAGUUCAGCUGAGAGGGAGAAGCUGCGGUUGCAAAGAGAUCAGGAGCGUGCAGACAAGCUGCAGAAGAUGCAGGCAGAGAGGGAGGAGAAGGGGAGGCUGAAGGAGGAAGCAAAAGCUGCCAAAGAGAGAGCCAAGGAGGAGGCAAAGAAGAAGAAAGAAGAAGAGAAAGAGCUGAAAGAGAAAGAAAGGAGAGAAAAGAAAGAAAAAGAAGAAAAGGAAAAAGCUGAGAAGCUGAGGGUGAAGGAGGAGAAACGCAAGGAGAGGCAGGAAGCUCUGGAGGCAAAACUUGAGGAGAAGAGAAAGAAAGAAGAGGAGAAACGGUUAAGAGAGGAGGAAAAGCGUAUUAAUGCACAGAAAGCAGAAAUUACAAGGUUCUUCCAGAAACCAAAGACUCCACCAGCCCCAAAGAUUCUGGCUGGCUCUUGUGGGAAGUUUGCUCCUUUUGAAAUCAAGGAGAACAUGGUCUUAGCUCCUCUCUGCCGCAUCGCCCUGGAUCCAGACUUCUUGGAGCAGCUGGAUAAGCUCCUGCAUGCUCAGAACAGUGACAUUUCUUUCUUGAGGGACCUCAAGUGUCGUAAACCACGUAAAACUGGCCCUACUUUUGUCAGGAACAGCACUGAUAUAGUGAACAGUGAUGUGGUGGUAGUGGAUAACUGCAAACCAGAUUCUGUUCCUGAAAGGGGGAGAUUUGGUCGAAUGAAACUUCUGCAGUUCUGUGAGAACCAUCGUCCUGCCUACUGGGGCACGUGGAACAAGAAAACCUCAGUGAUCCAUCCCAGGAACCCAUGGUCAAAGGACACUAAACUCCUGGACUAUGAAGUAGAUAGUGAUGAAGAAUGGGAGGAGGAGGAACCUGGAGAAAGCCUCUCCCAUAGUGAAGGGGAUGAUGAAGAAGAAGGAGAGGAUGAAGAUGAUGAUGAUGGAUUUUUUGUACCCCAUGGGUACCUAUCUGAAGAUGAAGGAGUGACAGAAGAGUGUGAUCCAGAGAACCAGAAGGUUCGUCAGAAGCUGAAAGCAAAGGAGUGGGAUGAGCUGAUGGCCAAGGGGAAGAGGCUGCACGUCCUGCAGCCCGUGAAGAUUGGCUGCAUCUGGGAGAGUGCAGAGGGUGACAGCAGCACCAGUGCAGACCUGAAGGUUCUCCAGCAGUUCUCAGCCUGUAUCCUGGACUCGCCUGUCACAGAGGAAGAGCAGCAGAUCCAGAAAUGCAGUAAAAAAAGAGCAAAAGAUCAGCAAAUCCUGGGCCAGCUCCUCCCACUGCUCCACGGCAAUGUCAACGGCAGCAAAGUGAUAAUCCAGGAGUUCCAGGAGUGCUGCAGGCAAGGACUGUUCAGUGAGGUGACCACAGCCACUGAGGGCAGUGACAUGAGCCCUACCAGCCCCCAGGCCUCCCGGCCCCAGACACCAGUGGGAGAGGAGAGUGGGGUCCCUUCCAAGGCCAGGCUAAAAAGGAUCAUUUCUGAGAACUCUGUCUACGAGAAGAGACCCGAGUACAGGAUGUGCUGGUACGUUCACCCUGAGGUGCUGAAGAGUUUUGAGCAAGAGCAUCUCCCUGUCCCUUGUCAGUGGAACUACAUCACCCAAGUCCCUUCUUCAGGGAAGGAGGAGGGGGGCAGCCUAGCAGGAGUGGCAGUGCCACAGCCCAGCCCUGUGGCAGUGAAGAGGAAGGCCACGGGGAGCAUGUCCAUCACCAAGUUCAUGAAGAGGCCUCGGGAUGCUGAGCAGGUUGAAGCUGUGGAGAUGGAUGGGUUCCAGGCAGACACUGAGGAAGAUGAGGAAGAUGAUGACUGCAUGAUUGUGGAUAUACAGCCAGGCAAAGAUUCUACUGAAGCAGCUGCAGGAGUUGAGCAGGACAGAGUCAGCCCAGCUAACACCCUCUGAGACUUCACCACCUACUAACUCUCCUGUAUGUAUGUAGAAUGAAUUUAGAGAGUUUUAAACCUUUGUGUAUCUUUGAACAAGAUACCUGAAAGUACUCCAGAUUUCUUGUAAAGAGAGGACAGCACUUUGUUCUGCUUCAGCCCAGGAGGAAGCUCAAAUUUUUAGUUAUAGUUUUUAGCUUAAAACAGAACCAAGUUGCAUAUUAAUCUGUUCUUAAUAAAGCAUUAUUGGAAUUUUUGA
Calypte anna (Anna's hummingbird) is the source of this 3002-nucleotide messenger RNA. RefSeq names its product chromatin assembly factor 1 subunit A (gene CHAF1A). NCBI's taxonomy places the organism in Eukaryota, Metazoa, Chordata, Aves, Apodiformes, Trochilidae. Gene Ontology annotation, cellular component: nucleus; CAF-1 complex. The record is from RefSeq and is a predicted model, not a curated record. Gene Ontology annotation, biological process: nucleosome assembly. The coding region runs from base 6 to 2762 and encodes 918 amino acids. The transcript is spliced from 14 exons.